Dipodomys ordii (Ord's kangaroo rat) is the source of this 2196-nucleotide messenger RNA. It is a transcript of the gene Ndor1, whose product is annotated as NADPH dependent diflavin oxidoreductase 1. Gene Ontology annotation, cellular component: cytosol. Gene Ontology annotation, molecular function: flavin adenine dinucleotide binding; NADPH-hemoprotein reductase activity; FMN binding. Lineage: Eukaryota; Metazoa; Chordata; Mammalia; Rodentia; Heteromyidae. The annotation marks the transcript as partial. The record is from RefSeq and is a predicted model, not a curated record. The transcript is spliced from 13 exons.
CCCCCGAGGCCUUCCUCACACCCGUGUCUUUUUGUUGAGGCGAAUCUCAUUAGGGAGCCCCUGGUGGUAUUUGUUUGCGCGACUACGGGCCAGGGAGACCCUCCUGACAACAUGAAGAACUUCUGGAGGUUCAUAUUCCGGAAGAGCCUGCCAUCGGCCUCCCUCUGUCAGAUGGACUUUGCUGUUCUUGGCCUUGGGGACUCUUCAUAUGCCAAGUUCAACUUUGUGGCCAAGAAGCUGCACCGCCGACUGCUGCAGCUAGGGGGCAGCGCCCUCCUGCCUGUGUGCCUGGGUGAUGACCAGCAUGAGCUGGGACCUGACGCGGCCAUUGACCCCUGGCUAGGAGACCUGUGGGAAAAGGUGUUGGGGCUGUAUCCAGUGCCCCAUGAUCUUGCCAUGAUCCCUGCCGGAGUCCCCCUACCUUCCAAGUUCAUUUUCCAGUUCCUCCACCAGUCCCCCAGCAGAAGCUCCCAGGAACUGCACAGCGCCAGCCCAGACCCCCAGGAGCCCCCGUCAGAGCUGCAGCCCUUCCUGGCGCCCAUGGUUGCUAACCAGAGGGUCACAGGCCCCUCACACUUCCAGGAUGUUCGUCUGAUUGAGUUUGACAUCACAGGCUCUGGCAUCAGCUUUUCUGCUGGUGAUGUUGUGCUGAUCCAGCCCUCAAAUUCAGCUGAUCAUGUGCAGCAGUUCUGCCAGGUGCUGGGCCUGGACCCUGACCAGUGCUUUGUGCUGCAGCCACGGGAGCCAGGCACCCCCUGCCCACCGGGACUGCCGCAGCCCUGCUCUGUGCAGCACCUUGUCUCCCACUACCUGGACAUUGCCAGCGUGCCUCGCCGGUCCUUCUUUGAGCUCCUGGCCUGCUUCUCCCCACACGGGCUAGAGCGGGAGAAACUUCUGGAGUUCAGUUCUGCCCAAGGCCAGGAGGAGCUCUGCGAGUAUUGUAGCAGACCCCGCAGGACCAUCCUGGAGGUGCUCUGUGACUUUCCUCACUCCGCGGGCGCCAUCCCCCCAGAGUACCUGUUGGACCUCAUCCCACAGAUCCGGCCACGGGCCUUCUCCAUUGCCUCCUCCCUACUGGUUCACCCCGUGAGAUUGCAGAUUCUCGUGGCUGUGGUACAGUACCAGACUCGCCUCAAAGAGCCCCGCCGGGGCCUCUGCUCCUCCUGGCUGGCAUCCCUGGACCCUGCACAAGGACCUGUCCGGGUGCCCCUGUGGGUGCGGCCUGGGGGUUUGGCCUUCCCAGAGACACCAGAGACACCGGUGAUCAUGGUGGGGCCUGGCACUGGUGUGGCCCCAUUCCGAGCGGCUAUCCAGGAGCGUGUGGCCCAGGGUUGGACCGGAAACUUCUUGUUCUUCGGCUGCCGCCAGCGAGACCAAGACUUUUACUGGGAGGCUGAGUGGCAGGAGCUGGAGAAGAGGGGCUGCCUGACCAUGGUCACCGCCUUCUCCAGGGAACAGGACCGAAAGGUGUACGUGCAGCACCGGCUCCGGGAGCUGGGCCCACUCAUCUGGGAGCUGCUGGACCGUCGUGGUGCCUACUUCUACCUCGCAGGCAAUGCUAAGCGCAUCCCAGUGGACAUCGCAGAAGCCCUGACAUCCAUCUUCCAGGAGCAUGGUGGGCUCUCUGAACCGGAUGCUGCCGCCUACCUAGCCAGGCUCCAGCGGACGCUGCACUUCCAGACGGAGACCUGGGCCUGAGGACGCCUGCCAAUCCUCAGGCUUCCCCUGGGGAAGCCUCCGGCAGGCAGCCAUCUUGACCUGGCCUUACCUGGUUCCAGAUCCCUCAUCAGACCCAGGGUGUGGCUCUAGGCCCCACGAGGGGGCCCAGGGCCCCUCAGCCCUGACCCACUACAGCCUGCACCCCUGGAUGCCCUUUAGUCCCUCUUGCCCCAUCCCCGGUGAGAAUCCCACCCUUCCAUCCUGGUUUCGGGGGUCUGCACAGCCAACCCCUCCUCGCUGGUACAGGAGGAGCCUGGCCUGGUAGGCAACAGAGCCGCUGAACCUCUGAGGGACGUGGGUGCUGGCAGCUGCAGCCUCUACUUCAGCAUGCAGCGACCUUAGCACCUCAGGGCUCAGGCCCCGCUGGGCAGCCACCUGUGCCUCAGCUUCCUGAGCACCCGGAAGAGAUGGACCUCACUCUUCCCCUGGUCCCAAAACAGUGUCAGUAAACGUGGUUUCUGGCCCAGCUCCACCCUG